Messenger RNA from Pocillopora verrucosa, 843 nucleotides. Lineage: Eukaryota; Metazoa; Cnidaria; Anthozoa; Scleractinia; Pocilloporidae. The record is from RefSeq and is a predicted model, not a curated record.
AUGGAUGACGGAACAGUGCUGUUUUUCAUUUCUCAACUGUCUUGUGACAAUGCCAGUCAGCAGUGUGGAGCUGGCGGCGACCUAUACUCCAUUUACCAAAUGAUGCUCAAGGGCCACACUUACAAGUCAUUCAAGACUGCACCGGGUACUCCGGAAUGCAGAGAGGCUUGUCUUGCUGAAGUCAAAUGUCAACGCUACAACGUCGUUAUGUUCAUUGCAAUAUGUGAGUUAAGCAACCGAACCAAAGAGGCUAGACCAGAGGACUUUGUCAAGAACAAUGACAGAUACUACAUGGCGAAAGGUCCAAAACGAGGAGGUUGGCUUCUGGUCUCCAACGUUGUCGUCGGCAAUCUGUCCUCGCUACAGUUUUCAGAGGAAUCAUCAUACCAUAAAAUAAGCAAUUGUCACAAGAAGUCGUUGUUACUCACGACAGAUGGCAUGAAGGAACUGAGAACACAAUUGUCUUUCACUCAGUUGAGAUUCCACUGCAGCAAAAACAAGGGACGUACUUUUCAUUUGACCACGGCUGCUAACAGCAGUGGUGAAGCAGUAGUACAAUACUUCAGUGGUCAAACAGAUGCCAAUCCGAAAGCGUGUGGCUCGUUUCUUAGGAUGAAUGAUGACAACUCGAGGUUAGCUGCUGAUUGUAAUCAAUGGGGUAAUAAACAGUGGGGAUACUCUUUUAAAGGAAAAAAGAGAAAUCCAUUCGUUGCUCAGGUCCCCGGAAAAUAUCACUGGUUUUUAAAAGGGAGCUCAAGAUGGGAAUGCGACGACUUCAUCUACAAUGAUGCAGAAUAUUUUGGAUUGUUCACAGGUGACUUCUGGAGGGUUUUUGUUCGUUAA